Messenger RNA from Otolemur garnettii (small-eared galago), 1982 nucleotides. RefSeq names its product solute carrier family 25 member 18 (gene SLC25A18). Bases 393 to 1340 code for a protein of 315 amino acids. The transcript has 10 exons. Gene Ontology annotation, molecular function: L-glutamate transmembrane transporter activity; L-aspartate transmembrane transporter activity. Lineage: Eukaryota; Metazoa; Chordata; Mammalia; Primates; Galagidae. Gene Ontology annotation, biological process: L-glutamate transmembrane transport; malate-aspartate shuttle; aspartate transmembrane transport. The record is from RefSeq and is a predicted model, not a curated record.
ACACUAGCAACCUAGUAAACAGCCACCUGCCUACCACCGGGGAAGAAGCAGCUUAGCUUGGCUGUGUGGCAACCUCCCCAGGGUUUGGUUCAAACCAACCUGUUUGAAGGUGCAGUGAGUGGGGAGAGAGUCUGGGAAGCUGCAGUGGUCACUAACUAAACAGAAAGAAAAACCAGCCGGCCGGCAUUGUCAACCUGCUCUUCCCCACAGUCGGCAGUGACCUGGCCUAUUGCCUGGGUUCCUGAGAAGGCAGAAGCUCCUUUCUGAAAGCAGGGGGCUAGAGUCCGGGAGACAGACACCACUUCCUCCUCAGCCAGCCCAGGCAGCAGCUGCCCGGAGGAGCCAACAGUCCUGUGUCCUGAGAUCCACCCGCAGGCCUUCGCCCUUGCAGAAUGUCCCACCAGGAUCUGAGCAUUGGAGCAAAACUCAUCAAUGGAGGUGUGGCAGGACUCGUGGGGGUGACCUGUGUGUUCCCCAUCGACCUGGCCAAGACUCGGCUGCAGAACCAGCAUGGGAAAGCCAUAUACAAAGGAAUGGUUGACUGCCUGAUGAAGACGGCGCGGGCCGAGGGCUUCCUGGGCAUGUACCGAGGGGCUGCGGUGAACCUGACCCUGGUCACUCCGGAGAAGGCCAUUAAGCUGGCAGCCAAUGACUUCUUUCGGCAGCUGCUCAUGGAAGAUGGGAUGCAGCGGAACCUGAAGAUGGAGAUGCUAGCUGGGUGUGGAGCUGGAAUGUGCCAGGUGGUGGUUACCUGUCCCAUGGAAAUGCUCAAGAUUCAGCUGCAGGAUGCUGGACGGUUGGCUAUCCAUCCCCAGGGUUCAGCCUCAGCACCUCCCUCCUCCAGGUGCUAUACAACCGACUCGGCUUCCACCCACAAGCGCCCUUCUGCCACCCUCAUUGCCUGGGAGCUGCUUCGCACUCAGGGCCUGGCUGGUCUCUACAAGGGUCUGGGUGCCACUCUCCUCAGAGACAUUCCCUUCUCCAUCAUCUACUUCCCACUGUUCGCCAACCUUAACAACCUGGGGCUCAGCGAGCUUACUGGAAAGGCCUCCUUCGCUCAUUCCUUUAUGUCAGGCUGUGUUGCAGGCUCUGUAGCUGCUGUCGCAGUGACACCUCUGGACGUUCUGAAAACUCGAAUCCAAACCCUCAAGAAAGGCCAGGGUGAGGACAUCUACAGUGGGAUUGUCGACUGUGCCAGGAAACUCUGGAUUCAGGAGGGACCAUCUGCCUUCAUGAAAGGAGCAGGAUGCCGGGCUCUUGUCAUAGCACCUCUUUUCGGGAUUGCUCAAGGCGUCUACUUCAUUGGUAUUGGAGAGAGAAUCUUAAAGUGUUUUGAGUAGCAGGGUCGGAGCUUAGUCCCCAGCUUGUGGCCACCUCUUUGGCCCAUUAGCCUAGAGGGGAGAAGCAAAAGGUGGCCUGCCACACUGCAUCGUCCCCUAACUUGUAGUGCUACCUCAUUUCAGAAGAAACAAUCCUACUCCAGUGAGUCGAGCUCAGACUUCUCACGACGUCUACAUUCAUUUUCUUUAGGGGUACAGCUACCAAGGGCUUUCAGCAGUCUGUAAACCACCUACUUUACAACAAAAAUAACACUUGCUUCAGAUAUGUUAAUUAAUUGUAGGAUCUUAACAGACAGCAAAGAUAGAAGGGUUGUUUCUACAUUGUAACAUUUCUGUUUUACACUCAAAAUCGGCAUACUGAGUCCAUUUGAGAAUUCAGUUUGGUUAAUCUUGAAAUAACUUAUGGCUAGUCUUAGCACUGACUUUGAUGAAAAUGAGCAUCGAAACUCAACACCUCGUUUGAAACCAUGACUGUCCUACCCGAGCCUGGAUGGCUGAGGGAUGAGGCUGGCUCUAACUGAACAGGUGGGCAAGGUUAGGUCAGCCAUCCUGCCCUAAAUCCUUCUCCUGAACCAUAGACCCAUCCCUGCCAAUGUCCCUGGAAUACAACUUGAAAUAAAGUUGGAUAAUCUUGUCUAGUAA